This is a messenger RNA of Astyanax mexicanus (Mexican tetra), 4079 nucleotides long. RefSeq names its product grass carp reovirus (GCRV)-induced gene 2q (gene gig2q). Gene Ontology annotation, cellular component: cytoplasm. NCBI's taxonomy places the organism in Eukaryota, Metazoa, Chordata, Actinopteri, Characiformes, Acestrorhamphidae. Gene Ontology annotation, molecular function: NAD+ poly-ADP-ribosyltransferase activity. The record is from RefSeq and is a predicted model, not a curated record.
CUUUACUGCUAUGUGUAGUAAAGAGUGAAUUUGUGCUCCAGUACUAAUAAAGAUUAGCGUUCUUAGUACUGAACUACAAAACCUCAAACUGAAUAUCUGUGAUGUUUUUUGGUGAUAUGGUUAUUGUGUAAUAAAGUUGUGAAGAACAGGACGUCUGGGCCGUGCUCUUCUAUAAAUAAGAGCCGGGUUUGGACAAAAGUGAAAGUAAAGCACGGGCAGCAGCUGCUGAAGUUUCUGAGAAGUGUGUUUCGCUGGUAAUCAGGAAAACCACGCUUUUAAAAGGGUCCCUGGAGGAUCACAAAAGAUCACCAUAGAGUCCCCUAUUGUGAGGACAGUUCAGAAGAAGAUUUUGAGAAGAUGGCUCAGCACUACCCUGGACGUAAGUAUUACACUAUGUACCAUGGCACGACAAUGGAAAUCGCGAGGAAAAUCAAACGUAAUGGUUUCGUCCCAUCUUCUGAUGGCAUGCUGGGACGUGGUGUGUAUUUGAGCCGAAGCUUUGAUAAAGCCGCUCGAUAUCCACUAAACGAUCGAUCGCAGCCGCGCGCAGUCCUCAAACUGAAAGUACGAGUGGGCAGAGUGAAGAGGAUCGACUGUCAGGAUCACUACAUGCAGAAGACCUGGCACGAUCACGGAUACGACACGGCCUGGGUGCCUCCGAACUGCGGGAUGGUGCCCAGUGGACUGGAGGAGGACUGUGUGUACGAUCCGUGGAGAAUCACAGUACUGGAAAUUAUCCCCAAUAAUACAUUCCUUUAUUUUCUAGAGGACAUUUCAGAAGAAGAUUGUGGGACGAUGGCAGAGCACUACCCUGGACAUAGGUAUUUUACUAUGUACCAUGGCACGACAAUGGAAAACGCUAAGAAAAUCGAGCUUGAAGGCUUUGAACCCUCCCCCAAGGGCAUGCUGGGACGUGGCGUCUAUUUGAGUAGGAGCUUCAAGAAAGCUGCUGCAUAUCCAAAAAACAAUCGAUCACAGCCACUCGCCAUCCUUAAACUCAGAGUACGAGUGGGCAGAGUGAAGAGGAUCGACUAUCAAGGCCACUACAUGCAGAAGACCUGGCACGAUCACGGAUACGACACGGCCUGGGUGCCUCCGAACGCGGGAAUGGUGCCCAGUGGACUGGAGGAGGACUGCGUGUACGAUCCGUGGAGAAUCACAGUACUGGAAAUUAUCCCCAAUAAUCAACCAUGAGAUGCGUCUACCAAUAAUAUGGAUUUUUCUGAAUGAAUAGGAUCAGGGGUGAUUCUAGAAUCUGAGAAAAUUUUAUAUAUUUAUUUGUAAAUCAAGGGAUCAGAGUCUGGAGGAAGAGUGGAGAGACACAGUCCAAACUGCUUGAGGUCUAGAGUGAAGUUUCUACAAUCAGUGAUGAUUUGGAGAGUCAUGUCUGUCAUCUGCUGGUGUUGAUCCACUGUGUUCUAUCAAGUCUAAAGUCAGUGCAGUGCACUUCAUGCUUCCCUCUGCUGACAACUUUUAUGGAGAUGUGGAUUUCAUUUUCCAGCAGGACUUGGCACACUGCCAAAAGUACCCAGUUGGUCUUAUAUAAUAUUCUUGAAAAUUGUCUUAAUUAUUAUAAUUAUACAAUUCUUAUAUAAUAUUCUUAAUAAUUUUCUCAGCCACUGAAACAAAGUAACUGAAAUAAAGUAACUUUUUUAAUUUAGUGAAAUAAAGUAACUUUUCAAUGAUAUUCUAACUUUCUGAGAUGUAUUAGUACUUUUUGUAACAUUCGUUUCAUUAACACAUCCUUUUAAAAAACAACAAACACCUAUUUUUUUUUUUUUUUUUUUUUACUCAUACUGUUUUUGAGGAAGCUUAAGUAUUUCUAGGAAAGGACUAGCUCCACCCAUGAGUAGGAUCUUCACUGUCUUCAUUGCCGGUCGGAAUGGUUUCAGUGAAAGUGAAAGUGAAGUUUAUGGCAAUAUUACCUUUACUGUGAUGUUAUGUUACUGUAAGUGUUUGACUCAUUUUAUGAUUAAAGGUUAUAAAUGGUCUUUACUGGUAUUGUCGCUUAGCAACUGGUAACCUCUGGUUUAAAGUUCCAAGUUCCAGGACAUUUUUCAAAGCUUCAGUCUUAGAUGCAAAAACAUUAGUGGGGGAUAAAUUGAAAGAGUAAAAAGUUUCCCCGUUUCAAAGUUAAGAGGGCAAGGCAACACUGACAAUUGCAGUGCCAAGCAUGACAAAAGCCAUAUUAAUUAUCAUACCCCUCAAAAAAAAAAAAAAAAAAAGGCGGGAAAAAAAACUGUACAAUUUUUCAGUAAAUUGUACAGUAAUUUUGUUUUCUGGAAAAAAAAAAAAAUUAAAAUGACAAAGAAUAUACUUUUUUAUUCAUGUUUUUUUACUAUUUCUCAUGUGAUUUUAGAAAAAAUUGUAAUACAUCAGUUACCUGUGUUUUAACAGAUUUUACUGCAGAUUUUAAGGAAAAUAACUGAAAUAAAAGUUUUCUUUGUAAAAAAAAACAACAAAAAAAAAAACAUAGGGACAUUGUCUGAAAUUUGACACAAAAAUACUGUUUUCAUGCGGAUAUUUCACUGUUAAAAUACUGUUAAUAACUGAAAAAAAAUCUGCAAGAAAUCUAUUUGUCACCCCUGCUGAUGGAAAGUUACUGUUUUUUCUCAUUUGUUUUCUAUUUUUGGAAAAGUCCAUUUUGUUACAUUUUGUUAAUGCUUUGAAGAGUAGCUUAUUUUAUUUAUUUUUUUUUAUUUAAGUAUUAAGUAUUGUCAUCUGAGACUAAGCUUUUGGAGGAGGGGUGUUGGUAUGAGUUAUCUCAUUUCCCUGAUUUAGAACCAUCCCCCUUGUUUUCCUGAAUUUAAAAUGCAGUGUCUGGAAAGUUCUCCUGAACUGCACACGCUCACUAAAGAACUUUUGAGUGUAGGAAGGAUUGAGUGUAGUUUACUCAAGUGUAUUUAUUUGCAAAAAUCUUUUCAUGCAAAGUUAGAACUUUAUUAAGAAUAUCAGAAUAUUAUCAUUAGAGUAUUAUGAAAUGAGGAGAAUUCGCUAAUGUUAUUUGAGAAAGUAGUGAUGUUACCCUUUACAGUGCAGAACAUCAUCCCCUCCCUUCGGAAACUGGUCCAAAUGGCAGUUUCUCAACACGUUAAUGACCCAAAACACACUUCUAAGAUGACUACUGCUUUGCUGUGUGAUGGGCAGUGCUACACCACUGGCCAGCAGCAGGGGAGCUGGGCAACAGAGGGGAAAAAGAAAUGGAGUUGGGUCCCGAAACUCCAAGUCCCAGAAUCCCCAGCAGUGAUCAGUGGCAACCAGCCACACCUGUACAGCACUCUAUAUAAAGCCCAGUCAAAGCACUCGUUCUCGUCGCACCUUUAAAGAGGGGCGACUGGUCACAGAGGGUGAAAGAAUAGGAAAGAAAAGGAAAGGAAAGCAAAGCAAAGCAAAGCAGCACAAAAAAGAUAUAAAAGAUCUCAAAAGAAAGUAAAAGAUUUUGAGUUUGAUUGUGUUUUGGUUUGAGUUAUUUGAAGCUAAAAGCUGUGUUUCAGUUGUAUAUGCCAUUUUGUGGCAUUUCCUUUGUUCUGUUUCCCGCCUUUUUCCGCGCACCUCUUCAGGGUUUUGUUUUCCACCUAUUUUCCAGUCUACUGCUGUAGACUGACUACACCAUGUUAUACAGUGGCUUGAAAAAGUGUUUUUGAAUUUUGUCAUACUUACUUUUUGCAGAUUAUCAAACAGUUUAAUAUCAGACAAAUAUAACCUGAGAAAAUAUACAAAGCACUUUUUAUAUUAUAAUUUCAUUUAUUAAGGGGAAAAACUAUCUAAACCAAUCUAGCCUUUGUGAAAAAAGUGUUUGCCCCCUAUAAAUGAACUGUGAUUGAUCACACUUGUUGGAAAGCUGAGUUCAAUUUCACUACUAACCACAACCAGACAUGAUUACUGCCAGACCUGUAGAAUCAAGAAAUCACUUAAAUAGAACCUGUUCUUAAAAGCGACACAUUAUGCUAAAGUCUGAAGAAAUUAACUAAAACAGAUAGGAAAACAAAGUCACUGAUCAUCUAUCAGUCUGGAAAAGGUUACAAAGUCAUUUAUAAGGCAUUGGGACUCCAGCGAACCACAGUGAGAGCUAUUAUUCA